Cricetulus griseus (Chinese hamster) is the source of this 1880-nucleotide messenger RNA. It is a transcript of the gene Ugp2, whose product is annotated as UDP-glucose pyrophosphorylase 2. Gene Ontology annotation, biological process: UDP-alpha-D-glucose metabolic process; glycogen metabolic process. Gene Ontology annotation, molecular function: UTP:glucose-1-phosphate uridylyltransferase activity. The record is from RefSeq and is marked provisional. Gene Ontology annotation, cellular component: cytoplasm. NCBI's taxonomy places the organism in Eukaryota, Metazoa, Chordata, Mammalia, Rodentia, Cricetidae.
UUGCUUGAAAGGAAGGGAGACCUUCCUUAUAACGCAACUCCGAGAAAUUGAAAAUUAUAAACCAGAUUAUUUUAAUAUAACCCGAAAAUGUCGAGAUUUGUGCAAGACCUUAGCAAAGCUAUGUCUCAAGAUGGUGCUUCUCAGUUCCAAGAAGUCAUUCUCCAAGAACUAGAAUUAUCUGUGAAGAAAGAAUUAGAAAAAAUACUUACAACAGCAACCUCACAUGAGUAUGAGCAUACUAAAAAAGAUCUUGAUGGAUUUCGGAAGCUAUAUCAUAGAUUUUUGCAAGAAAAGGGACCUUCUGUAGACUGGGGUAAAAUCCAGAGACCUCCAGAAGAUUCGAUUCAACCCUAUGAAAAGAUAAAGGCCAGAGGCCUGCCUGAUAAUAUAUCUUCUGUGUUGAACAAACUGGUGGUGGUGAAACUCAAUGGUGGUUUGGGAACCAGUAUGGGCUGCAAAGGCCCUAAAAGUCUGAUUGGUGUAAGAAAUGAGAAUACCUUUUUGGAUCUAACUGUGCAGCAAAUUGAACAUUUGAACAAAAGCUACAAUACAGAUGUCCCUCUUGUUUUAAUGAACUCUUUUAACACGGAUGAAGACACAAAAAAAAUACUUCAGAAGUACAAUCAUUGCCGUGUGAAAAUCUACACCUUCAAUCAAAGCAGGUAUCCGAGGAUUAAUAAGGAAUCUUUACUUCCUGUAGCAAAGGAUGUGUCUUCCUCAGGGGAAAGUACAGAAGCUUGGUACCCCCCAGGACAUGGAGAUAUCUAUGCUAGUUUCUACAACUCGGGCUUGCUCGACACCUUUCUAGAAGAAGGCAAAGAGUAUAUUUUUGUUUCUAACAUAGAUAACCUGGGUGCCACAGUGGAUCUUUAUAUUCUUAAUCAUCUAAUGAACCCACCCAAUGGGAAACGCUGUGAAUUUGUCAUGGAAGUCACAAAUAAAACACGAGCAGAUGUAAAGGGUGGAACACUCACUCAAUAUGAAGGCAAACUGAGACUGGUGGAGAUUGCUCAAGUGCCAAAAGCACAUGUUGAUGAAUUCAAGUCUGUGUCAAAAUUUAAAAUAUUUAACACAAACAACCUAUGGAUCUCUCUUGCAGCAGUUAAAAGACUGCAGGAGCAGAAUGCCAUUGACAUGGAAAUCAUUGUGAAUCCAAAGACUUUGGAUGGAGGCCUGAAUGUUAUUCAGUUAGAAACUGCAGUUGGAGCUGCAAUUAAAAGUUUCGAGAAUUCUUUAGGUAUUAAUGUUCCAAGGAGUCGUUUUCUGCCUGUGAAGACCACGUCAGAUCUCUUGCUUGUGAUGUCAAACCUCUAUAGCCUUAAUGCAGGAUCUUUGACCAUGAGUGAAAAGCGGGAGUUUCCUACAGUACCCUUGGUUAAAUUAGGAAGUUCCUUUACCAAGGUUCAAGAUUACCUAAGGAGGUUUGAAAGUAUACCUGACAUGCUGGAAUUGGAUCACCUCACUGUUUCUGGAGAUGUGACAUUUGGAAAAAAUGUUUCAUUAAAGGGAACAGUUAUCAUUAUUGCAAAUCAUGGUGACAGAAUUGACAUCCCCCCUGGAGCAGUGUUAGAGAACAAGAUCGUAUCUGGAAAUCUUCGAAUCUUGGAUCACUAAGAUAAGCGCUGCCGGAUACACUUUAUACUAAUUAUGGGUUAAACAGUUUCUUGUAAUAAAAUGUCCUCUAAGAUUCUCAAAUGAGCAAGUACUUUUACUGUGCAGUGUUGAUUUUUUAGAGUUUUCUGCAAUGUGCUUUUAGCCUAAAGAGAGCAUAGAUGGAGCAGUACUGUCCUUUUUUGAUGAAGAGCCUAGAGAUGAGUUCAUCUAAAAGUGCAAUAUUAUUUAAUCGUAGAACUGGGCCAGCUCGGCAAUCUUUUAACAGA